This is a messenger RNA of Rhinopithecus roxellana (golden snub-nosed monkey), 2000 nucleotides long. RefSeq names its product zinc finger protein 32 (gene ZNF32). The transcript has 2 exons. Lineage: Eukaryota; Metazoa; Chordata; Mammalia; Primates; Cercopithecidae. Gene Ontology annotation, biological process: regulation of transcription by RNA polymerase II. The coding region runs from base 1065 to 1811 and encodes 248 amino acids. The record is from RefSeq and is a predicted model, not a curated record. Gene Ontology annotation, cellular component: nucleus. Gene Ontology annotation, molecular function: DNA-binding transcription activator activity, RNA polymerase II-specific; RNA polymerase II cis-regulatory region sequence-specific DNA binding.
CAGAGCAAAACCUUGACUCAGAAAACUUUAAAAAAUAAUAAUAAUAAAAGAUAAUUUAGAGCACAUACAAGAGGAUUCCUAGGAUCUGGAAGAGUAACUCAGUCUAGUCAAACUCUCUUCCUUUCUGUUCAAUUUUAUAAGCAUUCUGACCAGGUCUUUAGUGAUCAGGAACUAGACAACUGUCUAAUGUAAGAGCAUACGCUUUGGAUCCAGAAAGUCUUGGAUUUGAACCUUUGCUCCACCUUGAUUCCUUAUUUUCUGUGGGUUUUUGGGCAAGUUACUUAACCUAGUUGGAGUGCCUCGGGCUUGGUUUUGGAGUCCAGAGUAGGUCUUUCUUUUCCAAGAAUUGACAAGUGUUUGCACUUGGUCAGAACUGGUAUUCUUGUAUCUUCAAGAGCAAGAGAAAGGUGAGUCUGGGUCUGGAGCCUCCAAAGAAUUGUUCAGUGAUAACAUAUGGACUCUCUUGUUAAGUCUUUGUAACUACAGAGAACUGGAGAGCUGCUUGGUUCCAACCAAUCGUGAAGGCUGAAAUGUUUUUUUAGAUUCUGAAUUCCUCUGGGGCUUAGAGGGAAGAAAGUAGUAGGUGGUUAGGUGGGGAACCAAAAUGGAAGAUCCCAAUCACAUGCCAAGACCAAAGUGUAAACAGGAGUGACUAUUAACUUGGGAUUGGCAGGAAGAGAUAUAUGUUUAUGUGUUCUCUGCCUUCCCACCUCCUGCUUCCUCCUAGACUCAUUUGUGUGUGGUCCUGGUACCUUUGGGCCUAUUUUGCAGUGACAUUAUAGUAACUAAAUUAUGUCAAGCAAUCUAGGUUUCUUACAUUCACUUAUGCCUCCACAACUGUUGACUUUUUCCUUCUCACAUAUCAAUUAUUCUGCCCUUUCCUGUUUGUUUCUGUUUGUUUGUUUUUAUCCCUCAGGUGCUCAGGAACAGCCCAUGGAAGAAUCAUAUGAAGAGGUGGUAACUGAGGUCGUAAGCAGGAGUGGACAUGUUUGGAUUUCCAACAGCUACCCUGCUGGACUGUCAUGGAAGAUAUGCCCAGAAUGUAGCGUUCUUCAGUGAAUGUGAUGACUGAAGCCCACCACAAGUAUGACCACUCUGAGGCUACAGGAUCCUCAAGCUGGGAUAUCCAAAAUUCUUUCAGGAGAGAGAAGCUAGAACAAAAAUCCCCAGAUUCGAAGACCCUACAGGAAGAUUCACCUGGAGUGAGACAAAGGGUCUAUGAGUGCCAGGAGUGUGGAAAAUCCUUCCGGCAAAAAGGUAGUCUAACAUUACAUGAGAGAAUCCACACUGGUCAAAAGCCUUUUGAGUGCACCCACUGUGGAAAAAGCUUCAGGGCCAAAGGCAAUCUUGUUACACAUCAGCGGAUACACACAGGAGAGAAACCUUAUCAGUGCAAGGAGUGUGGGAAAAGCUUCAGUCAACGAGGUAGUCUCGCUGUCCACGAGAGACUCCACACUGGACAGAAACCCUAUGAGUGUGCUAUUUGUCAGAGAAGCUUCAGGAAUCAGAGUAACCUUGCUGUUCACAGGAGAGUUCACAGUGGUGAGAAGCCCUAUAGAUGUGAUCAGUGUGGAAAAGCCUUCAGUCAGAAAGGAAGCUUAAUUGUUCACAUCAGAGUCCACACGGGCCUGAAGCCCUAUGCCUGUACCCAGUGCAGGAAGAGUUUCCACACCAGGGGGAAUUGUAUUCUGCAUGGCAAAAUCCACACAGGAGAGACACCCUAUCUGUGUGGCCAAUGUGGAAAAAGCUUCACCCAGAGAGGAAGCCUGGCCGUGCACCAGCGAAGCUGCUCACAGAGGCUCACCCUUUGAUCACUCUCUUGAACAGAAGUUCUCUUUAUGAAUUAAGAGUACAAAAUUCUCUGAGAUGAAGCAACCUAUUCAGUUCUAUGGAAUGAAUGGAGAAUCUUUCAGAAAGACCAUCAUCGGGUAGGACAAACUGACUUUUCUCCUUUCCCCCAAAAGAGUAUGAGAAAUAAAUGUCUUGUUUAUUAUCAUUAU